Molecule: messenger RNA, 2208 nt
Organism: Neopelma chrysocephalum (saffron-crested tyrant-manakin)
Lineage: Eukaryota; Metazoa; Chordata; Aves; Passeriformes; Pipridae
Gene: DNAJC7
Product: DnaJ heat shock protein family (Hsp40) member C7
Exons: 13
Coding region: 172-1440 (422 amino acids)
Molecular function (GO): protein binding
Source: RefSeq, a predicted model, not a curated record
CUCUGAAAAUGUGGUGUUUUGCUUCCUUUCAGAGAAGCAGAAGCAUUCAAGGAGCAAGGAAACGCGUACUAUGCCAAGAAAGAUUACAACGAAGCGUACAACUACUACACGAAAGCCAUAGAUACCUGUCCCAAUAAUGCCAGUUAUUAUGGGAACAGAGCUGCCACGCUCAUGAUGCUGGGGAGGUUCCGAGAAGCACUGGAGGAUGCUCAGCAGUCGGUCAGGUUGGACGACAGCUUUGUGCGGGGCCAUCUGCGGGAAGGGAAGUGCCACCUUUCCCUAGGGAAUGCCAUGGCUGCCAGUCGCUGCUUUCAACGAGUUUUAGAACUGGAUCAUAAGAAUACCCAGGCACAGCAGGAGCUGAAGAACGCCACGACCGUGCUUGAGUAUGAAAAAAUAGCCGAAGUGGAUUUUGAGAAACGGGAUUUCAGGAAGGUUGUGUUUUGCAUGGAUCGUGCUCUGGAGUUUGCUCCCGCGUGUCACCGGUUCAAAAUCCUCAAGGCCGAGUGUUUGGCGCUGCUGGGCCGGUACCCCGAGGCUCAGUCCGUGGCCAGUGAUAUCCUGCGGAUGGACUCGACGAACGCCGACGCGCUGUACGUGCGUGGGCUGUGCCUGUACUACGAGGACUGCAUCGAGAAGGCCGUGCAGUUCUUCGUGCAGGCCCUCAGGAUGGCCCCGGACCACGAGAAGGCCUGUCUUGCCUGCCGGAAUGCCAAAGCACUUAAAGCGAAGAAGGAAGACGGGAAUAAAGCAUUCAAGAAAGGCAACUACAAACUAGCAUAUGAACUGUACACAGAAGCACUAGGAAUAGACCCAAAUAAUAUCAAAACAAAUGCCAAACUCUACUGUAACAGGGGGACAGUUAAUUCAAAGCUUAGGAAACUUGAAGAAGCAAUCGACGACUGCACGAACGCGGUGAAGCUGGACGACACGUACAUCAAGGCCUACCUGAGGAGGGCACAGUGCUACAUGGACACAGAACAAUAUGAAGAUGCUGUAAGAGACUAUGAGAAGGUUUAUCAGACAGAGAAAACAAAAGAACACAAACAGCUCCUAAAGAACGCACAGGUGGAACUGAAAAAGAGCAAACGGAAAGACUACUACAAAAUCCUGGGGGUGGACAAAAAUGCCUCUGAAGAUGAGAUCAAGAAGGCUUACAGGAAACGAGCACUAAUGCACCAUCCAGAUCGACACAGUGGGGCAAGUGCAGAAGUACAGAAAGAAGAGGAGAAGAAAUUUAAGGAGGUUGGUGAAGCCUUUACAAUCCUGUCAGAUCCCAAGAAGAAGGCUCGCUACGACAGCGGGCAAGAUCUGGAAGAGGAUGGAUUGAACAUGGGAGACUUUGAUGCAAAUAACAUCUUCAAGGCCUUCUUCGGCGGGCCGGGAGGCUUCAGCUUCGAAGCUUCUGGUCCUGGAAAUUUCUUUUUCCAGUUUGGCUAAGAAGCAAACAAAACACAAAUAAAACCACACAUACCUGAUCUGCUUCUUUUAACCUCGAAUACGGACAGCCCCAGACUCCUCCUCCAUCACGUCUCGUUGUCCUUAGAGCAGUUUCAUUUCUGGGUUGGAGCCUCUGUUUGUGUGUUGUGUGCGUGAAGAGGAAACCAGCUCGGGAGGGGAAGGCUUGUGAAUUUUGUUUUACUGUUAACUUUAUUAAAAAAAAAAAAAAAAUAAAGCUUUGAAUCUUUUGGUCCCUCCAUGCUGGCCCAUGCUUUCAGCUGCUCCUGCCCCUCAGCACUGAGGAUUUCCUGGAAUUUUCCUGGAAUUUCCAUGUGUGAGAGGGUGAAGGAAUCUCCUGGUUUAUUUUGGUUGGCUCUGAAGCAGCAUGUCCAGGGUUUUGAGUAACUUGUAAGUUAUCUUAAUUUUUUGGAAAUAUUGCCAACACUCAAUCCAGUUUUAUACAAUCCCGUUUCACCUGCCAGCUGGAUUUUUGGCUCUUUUUGUUUCUUUUUUUUUCCCAUGGUUCUCCCAAGGUCCACUCGGGCAUUAACUUCAGUGAUAAUGUGUGAGCUUACAAUUCUGUAUCAGAGAAAUGCUGCUUUGAGUUUAAAGAGCAGCUUAUGUGAGAAUUCCCUGUGAUGCAGCUGGAAUUAAGGGCUUUGUGUUCCCAGGAUUGUCCUGUUUAAGGGAAUAUUGAAUUUGCUCUGGGCUGAAUUCCUUCACUGUACUUUUUUUAAUUAAUCCACUUGAAUAUUUCAUAUUUGUGCU